AUGGCGCUUCUACAAUAUAAAGCGCCGGUGAAAUAUUCGGAGCAGAAAGAAUUGUUCAAGGAAUUUUUGCAGCACUUUAAGUCUUUCGAGUCUGCUUCAGAAUCUGCUGCCACAGAGGCAAUUGAGGGUCUACACAUUGAGGAAAAUGAUAUCAGCGACGAUGAUGACAUUAUGGAGGAAAUUAAUGGAGACACGCCAGGUGGACGCUCAGUUCGACGGCGCAACAGGCAGCCAAAGUUGAAGUAUAUGCAAGUGUUACAAGAUGUCGCAGACAGAACGAAAAACAACGUUCUAAUCGAGUUGGAUGAUCUAGACGCAUUCGUUAAAACUUUACCUGAUGGGUCUCAUUCGGACCUUAUCCCCAGUGUUGAAAACAAUACAAAGCGCUAUCUCGACGUGUUUUCGGAGGUUGUGGAUGAGGUUAUGCCAAAGGAGACACGAGAAGUUUCAUUCAAAGACGAUGUCCUCGAUAUAAUCAUGUCGCAGCGCGAGAGACGAAACGAGACUAUGGCAAUGGCUGCAGAGGCCAAUCUUGAUACUGGAGUGGCAGCUUCACAAUUUCCUCCUGAACUUAUUCGCCGUUAUACCCUAAAUAUUAAACCUCGGACGCCCUCUGGCUCCAGCAGCGAACGGAACUCAAAAGCUUUGGCUGUGAGAAAUGUGAAGGGAGAGCACCUUGGAAGGUUGAUCACUGUUCGAGGUAUCACGACUCGAGUCUCAGAUGUUAAACCCUCCGUCAAAAUCAAUGCGUAUUCAUGUGAUCGUUGUGGGUCAGAAGUAUUCCAACCUGUCACGGCGAAGCAGUUUCUACCACUUCAGGAAUGCCCUUCGGAAGAAUGCACGAAAAAUCAGUCCAAGGGUCAACUAUUUAUGUCCAGUCGUGCAUCGAAAUUUAUUCCCUUCCAGGAAGUCAAAAUUCAGGAAAUGGCAGAUCAGGUUCCUGUUGGGCAUAUCCCUCGAACUCUCACCAUCCAUUGCCUUGGUAGCUUGGCCCGACAAGUGAACCCCGGCGAUGUCGUGGAUGUAGCUGGCAUCUUUCUUCCGACACCAUAUACAGGCUUCCGGGCGAUUCGAGCAGGUCUGUUAACGGAUACGUAUGUUGAAGCGCAGCAUAUCACACAACACAAGAAAGCGUAUGAAAACCUUAAAAUGGACCCUCGCACGCUUCGGCGAAUUGAACAGCACAUGUAUUCCGGGCAUAUGUACGAAUACCUCUCCCGCUCCAUUGCGCCAGAAAUCUACGGCCAUUUGGAUGUAAAAAAGGCGUUACUUUUACUAUUGAUUGGCGGUGUGACAAAGGAAAUGGGAGACGGCAUGCGUAUUCGUGGCGAUAUUAAUGUCUGCCUAAUGGGUGAUCCUGGUGUGGCUAAAUCUCAAUUGCUUAAAUAUAUUGGAAAAGUUGCGCCUCGAGGUGUAUACACUACAGGUAGAGGAAGCAGCGGUGUCGGUCUUACCGCAGCAGUCAUGCGCGAUCCUGUUACGGAUGAGAUGGUGCUCGAGGGCGGUGCUUUGGUCCUCGCAGACAACGGUAUCUGCUGUAUCGACGAGUUCGAUAAAAUGGACGACGGCGAUAGAACAGCAAUUCAUGAAGUUAUGGAGCAGCAAACAAUAUCCAUCUCCAAAGCUGGAAUAUCGACCACACUUAAUGCGAGAACAUCUAUUUUAGCAGCUGCUAAUCCGCUCUAUGGACGGUAUAAUCCUCGAGUGUCUCCAGUGGAGAAUAUCAAUCUUCCUGCGGCCCUUCUUUCUCGUUUUGAUGUCUUAUUCUUAAUGCUCGAUACCCCAUCUCGUGACGCUGAUGAAGAACUUGCUCACCAUGUCACUUAUGUGCAUAUGCAUAAUAAGCACCCGGAAACGGGUGACAAUGAAGUGAUAUUUACACCUAACGAAGUCCAACAAUACAUUGCUAAAGCUCGUACUUUCCGACCCACCGUCCCUAAACAGGUCUCGAAUUACAUGGUGGGCUCCUAUGUCCGCCUGCGCCAAGAUCAGAAGACAGAAGAAGGAAGCAAAAAACAGUUUUCACACACUACACCACGAACUUUACUUGGUGUUUUACGUCUCUCACAGGCACUAGCUCGUCUACGAUUCAGUCACGAGGUCGUUACGGAAGAUGUGGACGAAGCACUUCGUUUGAUUGAAGUCAGCAAAUCGAGCUUGUACACGGAUAACCAGGGCGGCGCGGAUCAGACGCCCACAAGUAAGAUCUAUAAUUUGAUACGAGGCAUGCGGGAAAGCGGCGCUGCCGCUACCGGUGAUGGCGGAGACGGAGAGUUGAGUAUCAGGAAAGUCAGGGAGAGAGUAUUGGCGAAAGGGUUCACGGAAGACCAGCUCAGCAGCACUAUCGAAGAAUAUACCGAUUUAUAUGUUUGGCAAGUUACCGGUAAUGGUACAAAACUUGUUUUUAUUGAAGGAGCUGAAGAUGAGGAUAUGGACAUGUAG
Molecule: messenger RNA, 2442 nt
Organism: Ophidiomyces ophidiicola
Lineage: Eukaryota; Fungi; Ascomycota; Eurotiomycetes; Onygenales; Onygenaceae
Gene: mcm7
Product: DNA replication licensing factor MCM7
Exons: 4
Coding region: 1-2442 (813 amino acids)
Biological process (GO): double-strand break repair via break-induced replication; DNA replication; DNA replication initiation
Cellular component (GO): nucleus; MCM complex
Molecular function (GO): ATP binding; ATP hydrolysis activity; single-stranded DNA helicase activity
Source: RefSeq, a predicted model, not a curated record